AUGAAAUUGGUCGAGCCUGUCUUGAUACUGUACUCAGCUAUGGUACGCCUGCUGAGGAGCUGCUUGCCUUCAAACAACAGAGUAUGCUUGUCCACUGUGAUCGAAAGCUUGAUUCCGCCUGAAAUCGAUUUGGGUUUUUCGCUUGUGGUCAAGGUUGUUCUUGGGAUCAGCUCUUUCUUCAUUGAACAAAUUGAUCUCUUCCGGUUUUGCUUUGAAGCUAGACUCUGCAUAAAGCCGUCUAUAAGAAUGGAUUCGAGCUUGAAGAAACACAUAAGAUCAGUUCUCCACUCAUGUUCUGUGAGAUUCUUAUUUGGGAACAUUGUCCCGCUGCCUCUAAAAGACAACGUAAACCAUCACCUUAGCAAGAUUAUUAACUGGACCGAUAAUAUGGGUUGGUAG
This is a messenger RNA of Thlaspi arvense, 399 nucleotides long. NCBI's taxonomy places the organism in Eukaryota, Viridiplantae, Streptophyta, Magnoliopsida, Brassicales, Brassicaceae. The record is from the annotation of a GenBank genome assembly.